CCCGCGAAGCCUCUGCGGCGUCAGGGCCCGCGGCCCGAAGCCCUCCUGGCCGUAGCUGCGCAGCGCCGCCGCCUCGUAGGCCUCCAGGAUGGUCUGGCGCUCCUCGGGCGCGUGGAGAAGGGAUGCACCUGCACGAUGUGCCGCUGGAUGGUGCUGACCUUGCUGACCUUGAGCGUGGCCAGCGCGCCCCCGCACACCACGCACACCAGGCCGCGCCGGCUGCAGUCUUAGUCCAUCAGGCACUGCUGACAUUCAGGGAUGUGGCCAUAGAGUUCUCCCAGGAGGAGUGGGGAUGCCUGAACCACACUCAGCGGGAACUGUACAGGGAUGUGAUGUUAGAGAACUACGGACACCUCCUCUUCCUGGGUCUCAUUGUGUCAAAGCCAGACCUGGUCUCCUUUUUGGAGCAAAAGAAGGAGCCUUGGGAUGUGAAGAGAAAGGAGACAGUAGCCUUCCAUCCAGCCAUAUCUUCACAUGACAUCCAGAGCUUCAUGCCAAAGCCGAGCAUAGAAGCUUCUUUCCAAAAAGUGUCAAUGGGUAGACACAAAAAUAGUGACAUUGAGGAUUUACACUUAAUGAUAGACCGGGACAAUGAUGGGAAGAGUGAAGGGUAUCAAAGAUAUCAUGAAGGACAUAUCCAGACUCAGACAACUGCCCAUAAUAAGAAUCUCACUGUCCAAAAUGGUGAACGAUAUAAAACAUUUUGGAAAACCUCCCCUUUUAAGUCAGCUGUUUCCAAAAACCAGUGUGAUUCUGCAAGUAAAAUCUCAAAUCAAAUAUUCAAACAUACCUAUUUAGGGAAAGACAGUUUGGAAAAUCUGGAAAGUUACCUAGUCCAUGCUGAAAGUAAUUAUUUGAACCAUUCUGACAAAAGGAUUGGAUUGACUGUUCAGUCAAAUAUUUCUGAAAAUCAGAAAUUUAAAAACGAAGAACAAAGUGCUAAGUGGGAUCCAUUUGAGAGGUCCUUCACCGAGGAGUCGACCCUACAGAAUUACCAGAGCAUUUUCAAUGGAGACAGAAUUGCUCAAUGCAUUGAAUCUGGGGAAACAUUUAAGCAGAGCUCAAAUGUUGAUGAACAUCGGAGGACUCAUUUUCCAGGAAACCAUUAUGAAUGUAAUAAAUGUGGGGAAGUCUUUUAUCAAAACUCUAACCUUAUUAUACAUAAGAGUAUGAAUAUGGGAGAGAAUCCGUAUAAUAAAUAUGUGAAUACUCUUAACCAGUCCUCCAAUGUUGGUGACCAUCAGAGAAUUCAUGUGGGAAAAAACCCAUUUGGAUGCGAAAAACCUGGGAACAUGUUAAGUCAGUCAUCAGGACUAAAUAUACCUAAGGCAAUCCAUACUGGAGAGAAAAGUUACAUUUUUAAGGAAUGUGGCAAAGACUUUGACUGGCACGCAGCACUACCUCAACAUCAGGGGAUGCAUACUGGAGAGAAACCGUACAGAUGCGAAGAAUGUGGUAAAACCUUUAAGGUCUGCUCAUCAGUAAAUAGACAUAAGCGAAUCCAUACUGGAGAGAAACCUUACAAAUGUGAAGAAUGUGGCAAGGCCUUUAACCAGCAGUCAAGCCUCACUGAACAUCACAGAAUUCAUAAUGGAGAGAAACCUUACAAAUGUGAAGAAUGUGGCAAGGCCUUUAUCCAGCGCUCACACCUUAUUAGCCAUCACAGAAUCCAUACUGGAGAGAAACCUUAUAAAUGUAAAGAAUGUGGCAAGGCCUUUAACCACCACUCAGGCCUUACUCAGCAUCACAGAAUUCAUACUGGAGAGAAACCUUAUAAAUGUAAAGAAUGUGGCAAGGCCUUUAACCAUGACUCAAGCCUGACUCAGCAUCACAGAAUUCAUACUGGAGAGAAACCUUACAAAUGUAAAGAAUGUGGCAAGGCCUUUAAUCAGCGCUCACACCUUAUUAGUCAUCACAGAAUUCAUAUUAGAGAGAAACCUUACAAAUGUAAAGAAUGUGGCAAGGCCUUUAGCCAGCACUCACAUCUUAUUCGACAUCACGGAAUUCAUACUGGAGAGAAACCUUACAAAUGUGAGGAAUGUGGCAAGGCCUUUAAUAGGCAUUCAUACCUUACUCAACAUCACAUAAUUCAUACUGGAGAGAAACCUUACCAAUGUAAAGAAUGUGGCAAAGCCUUUAACCAGCACUCAAGCCUUAUUCACCACAACAGAAUUCAUACUGGAGAGAAACCUUAUAAAUGUAAAGAAUGUGGCAAGGCCUUUAAACAUGACUCUACACUUACUCAGCAUCACAGAAUUCAUACUGGAGAGAAACCUUACAAAUGUAAAGAAUGUGGCAAGGCCUUUAUCCAGCACUCACAACUUAUUAGUCAUAACAGAAUUCAUACUGGAGAGAAACCUUACAAAUGUAAAGAAUGUGGCAAGGCCUUUAAUCACAACUCAAGCCUUACUUACCAUCACAGAAUUCAUACUGGAGAGAAACCUUAUAAAUGUAAAGAAUGUGGCAAAGCCUUUAAACAGCACUCAAAACUUACUCGACAUCACAGAAUUCAUACUGGAGAGAAACCUUAUAAAUGUAAAGCAUGUGGCAGGGCCUUUAAACAGCACUCACACCUUACUAAUCAUUACAGAAUACAUACUAGAGAGAAACCUUAACAAAUUGGAGAGAAACCUUACAAAAGUAAAGAACGUGGCAAGGCCUUUAAGCAGCGCUCAACCCUUACUCAACAUCACAGAACUCAUACUGGAGAGAAACCUUUUAAGUGUAAAGAAUGUGGCAAGGCCUUCAACAAGCCCUCAACCCUUACUCAACAUCACAGAAUUCAUACUGGAGAGAAACCUUACAAAUGUAAAGAAUGUGGCAAGGCCUUUAUCCAGCAGUCACACCUAACUGUACAUCACAGAAUUCAUACUGGAGAGAAACCUUAUAAAUGUGAAGAAUGUGGCAAGGCCUUUAGCUUUCAGUCAAGCUUUAUUAAACAUCACAGAAUCCAUACUCGAGAAAAACAUUACCAAUGUAAAGAAUGUGGCAAGGCCUUUGAGCAGGAACCAGACCUUAUUCAACAUCACAGAAUUCAUACUAGAGAGAAACCUUACAAAUGUAAAGAAUGUGGCAAGGCCUUUAGGAAGCAAUCACAACUUACUCAACAUCACAGAAUCCAUACUGGAGAGAAACCUUACAAAUGUAAAGAAUGUGGCAAGGACUUCAGCUUUCAAUCAAGCUUUAUUCAACAUCACAGAAUUCAUACUGGAGAAAAACCUUAUAAAUGUAAAGAAUGUGGCAAGGCCUUCAACAAGCCCUCAACCCUUACUCAACAUCAUAGAAUUCAUACUGGAGAGAAGCCUUACAAGUGUAAAGAAUGUGGCAAGGCCUUCAUCCAGCAGUCACACCUAACUGUACAUCACAGAAUCCAUACUGGAGAGAAACCUUAUAAAUGUAAAGAAUGUGGCAAGGCCUUUAGCUUUCAGUCAAACUUUAUUCAACAUCACAGAGUCCAUACUCAAGAGAAACAUUACCAAUGUAAAGAAUGUGGCAAGGCCUUUAAGCAGGAAGCAAACCUUAUUCAACAUCACAGAAUUCAUACUAGAGAGAAACCUUAUAAAUGUAAAGAAUGUGGCAAGGCCUUUAGGAAGCAAUCACAACUUACUCAGCAUCACAGAAUCCAUACUGGAGAGAAACCUUAUAAAUGUAAAGAAUGUGGCAAGGCCUUUAUCCAUCGUUCAAGCUUUACUCAACAUCACAGAAUCCAUACUGGAGAGAAACCUUACAAAUGUAAAGAAUGUGGCAAAGCCUUUAACCAGCAAUCACACCUAAAUACACAUCACAAAAUUCAUACUGGAGAGAAAUCUUAUAAAUGUAACGAAUGUGGCAAGGCCUUUAGCUUUAAAUCAGGCUUCACUCAACAUCACAGAAUUCAUACUGGUGAGAAACCUUACCAAUGUAAAGAAUGUGGCAAGGCCUUUAUCCAGCUCUCACACCUUAAUCGACAUCACAGUAUUCAUCAUGUAGAGAAACCUUAUAAAUGUAAAGAAUGUGGCAAGGCCUUUAACCACCACUCAGGCCUUACUCAACAUCACAGAAUUCAUACUGGAGAGACACCUUACAAAUGUAAAGAAUGUGGCAGGGCCUUUAAGCAGCAGUCAAACCUUAUUAAGCAUCACAGAAUUCAUACUGCAGAGAAACCCUACAAAUGUAAAGAAUGUGGCAAAGCCUUUAAGCACCAUGUACACCUUAGGCAACAUCACAGCAUCCAUACUGGAGAGAAACCUUACAAAUGCAAAGAAUGUAGCAGGGCCUUUAUCCAUCAGUCAGGCCUUACUCGACAUCACAGAAUUCAUACUGGAGAGAAACCUUACAAAUGUAAAGAAUGUGGCAAAGCCUUUAACUGGCAUUCAGCCCUUACUCUACAUUACAGAAUUCAUACUGGAGAGAAACCUUUCAAAUGUAAAUACUGUGGCAAGAGGUUUAUCCAGCAAUCAAGCUUUACUCAACAUCACAGAAUUCAUACUGGAGAGAAACCUUACAAAUGUAAAGAAUGUGGCAAGGCCUUUAUCCAGCAGUCACACCUGACUUUACAUCACAGAAUUCAUACUAGAGGAAAGAAACCUUAGAAGUGUAAAGAAUGUGGUAGAGCUUUUGGAUUGCUCAACCUUUUUUUUUUUUUUAAGAUUUUAUUUAUUUAUUUGACGGAUAGAGUCACAGCGAGAGAGGGAACACAAGCAGGGGCAGUGGGAGAGGGAGAGGCAGGCUUCCCACCGAGCAGGGAGCCCGAUGUGGGGUUUGAUCCCAGGACCCUGGGAUCAUGAGCCGAGCCAAAGGCAGACGCUUAAUGACUGAGCCACCCAGGCACCCCUGGAUUGCUCAACUUUUACUCAGCAUCACGGAGUUCAUACUGAGGAGAAAUACUACAUACGACAAAUGGAAAGAAUGUGGCAAACCUCUAGCUGGAAGUCAUAACUUGCUCAACAUCAUCCUUACCAUACAGGAGCAAAACUGUAACAUGUAAAGAAAGCAGCCAAGCCUUUAAGUGGAAUUCAAUCCUUACUGGGUAUCCCAAAAUGCAGUCUCGGUUCAAACUGUACAAACAUAAUGAAUGAGGAAAGACUUCCUCUUAACAAUUUAGAAAACAUCAGAGUUCAGAGAAGAAAUGUAACUUGAAGAUAAAAAUAUGUAGAAACGUUUUAAACAUCAAAUGUCAGUAAAUGUCAUAGAAUUCACAGUACAAAGCAGUACAUCUGUCACUCUUCAGAGAUUACAUCGAAAAAGGAAUAAUACAAAGUUAGUUAGAUAAUGUAUAUGCUGUUGUGCUUCAUAAUAUAGAAGAGAGGGAUUUUUUUAAACAUUUGGUCAGUAUUUUUAAGAUUUAUUUACUUGACAGCACAAGCAGGGGGAUCGGCAGGCAGAGGGAGAGGGAGAAAGCAGGCUCCCUGCUGAACAAGGAGCCCAAUGUGGGGCUCGAACCCUGGACCCCGGGAUCAUGAAAUGAAGAACUCCUCAUAGAUACCAGAGAAUAGCUAACUCUUGCAUAAAAUGAGAUACAUCCACAUUUUUAGAGAAUUACCGGAGUCCUGAAAGUGUUUUAGUAGCAAAAUUAAGUUGGUAAGAAGUUAAACUAGACUGCUAUAUAAGAAGUCUUCUUUAAGCCUCAUGGUAAUCACAAAACGAAAAAAUGUAGUAGAUACACAAAACAGAAAAGAGAAAAUAACCUAAGUAUACCCUUACAGAAAAUCAUCAAAUCACAAAGAUAGCAAAUGAAUAAGAAAGGGACAAAUAACUCUAAACAGGUAGAAAACAAAAGAAUGACAACCGUAACUCCGUACUUGUACUGAUACUUGCUUUAAAUAUAAAGGGACUAAAUUCUCCAAUCCAAAGACAGAUUGCCUGAAGCGAAAGAAAUACAAGACCCAACUAUAGUCUUCAAGAGACUGCAAGUUUUAAGAACACACAGACUGAAAGUGCAGGUGUGGAAAAAGAUAUUCUAUGCAAAUGGUAUCGAAAAGAAAGCAGGAUAGCUAUGUUUCCAUCAGUCAAAAUAAACUUUAAGCCAGAGAGUAUAGUAAUACACGGCAAAGGUCAUUAUAUAAAGGGCUCACUUUGUGCAGUGUUUUUAAUUACGUGGUGUUUGGCAUAAUGUCAAAAAGGAUUUCCCCCAUUUUAGAUUUGGAAGGACAGGAAUAGUAUGAUUACGUAACUUGUGUAGUACUUACCACUUUCAAAACCAACACCUUUUUUAUGACCUAUUGCUGUGUUUUGAGGGUUGGGGGGAAAACUGGACAAUUUGAGAAAGACCUAUUGCUUUCAGAUUUUGAUGUGUGUGAAAAAAGUAUGGAUGCAGGGAAAAUCUUGGCAAUUUAACAAGUAGCCAAUAGUUUAUCAAAACUAACUUGUACAGGCUAAUAAAUCUUUUCACAGUUUUCAGUUGUCUAAGCUCUUGCUAUUAUACAUUGCAUAGUUUUUGCACAUGUUAUUUAAUUUACAUUGUUAUCUGCUAUUUAAAGUCCCUAAAUAAAUUACUUGUACUUUCAGGCAGGUUACCAUAGUGCCCUUCAGUAAGAUUUCUGCUAUCAUUUCUGGGCAGUAUUUCUUAAAUACAGUUGCAAAUGAUAGGCUUUGUAUGGGUCACCUUUGUCAUAAUUGUGAUAGUGGAUUUAGUUGAAGCUGGGUUUUUUCUGAAAUGUACAUCUUCCCAUAAGAAACCCUUACAUUCCAGUUGAUUCAAAGUUUUUAGCAUAGCUUACAUGUGACUAACGGUUGUAUACAUUAUAUAUGCAUUUAUUAAACAUAAAGCAUUCACUCCCUUAAUGUUGGGAGAAAGGUAGCUAAUGUACUUACAAUUUGUGUUAAAUUAAAGCUGUAGGUUUGUAUAUUCAUAUAGAGUAGUUGCUUUCUGCUCUCUGAGCAAAAAACAAUUGGAUUGUUGAUUUUUUUCAAAAAUUUGGAUGCAUAGGAGUCGCUUAUUAAAGAUUUUUUUUUUUUUUAAAGAUGUUAUUUGACAGAGACACAGCGAGAGAGGGAACACCAGCAGGGGGAGUGGGAGAGG
Messenger RNA from Zalophus californianus (California sea lion), 7000 nucleotides. RefSeq names its product zinc finger protein 91-like. NCBI's taxonomy places the organism in Eukaryota, Metazoa, Chordata, Mammalia, Carnivora, Otariidae. The transcript has 6 exons. Gene Ontology annotation, biological process: regulation of DNA-templated transcription. The record is from RefSeq and is a predicted model, not a curated record.